CAUCAAUCAAUACAGUAAGUACUCAUGAGGAAAACGCGCUUUGUGAAUUAUAAACCACUGGACACACAGUUAUAUUAAACGAGCAUUAUGUUAUGAACGUGCUGUGUAUCAUGUCUGGUCACGCCGUUAUCAGCUGUGUGUUGGUUCUCGUGCUGCUUACCGGGGUAAGGAGCCAAGUUUGCACGACGCUUGUAAAAUCGCAGAGGCCUAUAACAACUAGUUAUUUAAAUAUGGAGAAUGUUUAUGGCGCAGUUUUAAAACCACUUCAAGAAAACGUUCCAUUUACGCAAACGGUUAAUGAAUGUUGCCCUGGAUAUGUGAAGAAGGACCAAUCAUCGAACCCGUCCAGAGAUAACUGCAUCCGGCCUCACUGUGAGAAAACAUGCAUUAACGGGCGCUGUUCAACACAGAACGAGUGCGAGUGCUAUGAACCAUACGAGAAACAUCCCACGCACAACACGUGUGUAUAUAAAUGUAAUCCAGGCCAUAAAAGAGUAAAUGAUGUUUGCGUGCCUCAUUGCAGCAAACCUUGCCGUAGCGGACGAUGUGUUGCACCUGAUAAGUGUAGCUGUGACCAUGGAUGGAUACUAAAUGAGAGCGGCGACUGUAUCGAAAGAGAUCUUGAUCCUAUAAUUUGCUAUCCCCCGUGUGGUAAUGGGAGCUGCCAUUUUCUAAACAGAUGCACUUGCUGGGAUGGUUACAUAUCUAAUAUUAACAAUAAUAACCCGCGAUGUGUACCGUCAUGCAGAAACUGCCAGGGAUUCUGCGUCGCUCCUGGCAGAUGUGAGUGUCCAGAGCUAUUUGAACGCAAAUAUUUAACAGCGGACAACCAAGACUGCGACUGCUCGGAAGAUUGUGAUACAAAAUGCUUUAAAACCGCAUGUGUUCUCACCACUACUACAUCAACAGCUAUACCUCAAACAAUAAAAGCAAUCGAUCCCCCUAAUGAACUCGAUAAUACAGGCAUUUCGGAAAUAUACGUUGUUGUCGAGCGAAUAUCAAAACCAGAUAAUUCGAGUGUUGAACCUAUAACAAUAGUUAAAUAUUACAACAUGAGCCAGGACCCUUGGCUAAUUAUUUUCAUAAUCACAACAAUCAUAAUGGUGGCUUUGAUUAUAUUGGUAUUUUGGGAAUAUCUAAGAAAGUGAGUUUUAAAGAAACAUGUUUAAAGGAUGCUAUCUAAUCCAAGACACAUCAUUUUCUAAAGUCUACGUUUCGGCAGUAUCAUGGGAUGCAAGCUGCCCGAACCCUCCAUGUAUUACUUUUUUGUUAUAUAUUGUACCUUGUCAUAAAUGUUUGUGUGCCUCCCAGUGUAUUGUGUAAAUAAAUGUUUCUUUCUUCUUCUUUUUCCAACACUA
Manduca sexta (tobacco hornworm) is the source of this 1358-nucleotide messenger RNA. RefSeq lists its product as uncharacterized. The record is from RefSeq and is a predicted model, not a curated record. The transcript has 6 exons. Lineage: Eukaryota; Metazoa; Arthropoda; Insecta; Lepidoptera; Sphingidae. Bases 93 to 1148 code for a protein of 351 amino acids.